AUGGAUAUUGCAGGCACAGAACAACUUUCUCUUUCUGCAUGUUAUUUUGACCAUGCAACUAAUGUUGUCAGAGAAGACUUCCUUGGAUUUACACCAUUGGCAAGGUUAGAUGUAAAACAUAUCUCCAACACAAUAAUAUCUACUUUAUCUGCUUGGGGUUUAAAUCUAGAUAAAAUGGUAGGACAAGGCAAUGACGGGUGCAGUACGAUGGCCAGUAAAAUUUGCGGAGUACAGCAGAUAAUUGCUGAGAAAUAUCCCAAGGCUCACUUCUAUCGUUGUGCUAGCCAUAGACUUAAUUUAGUUGUGAAUGAUUUGAACACCAUACCAGAGGUUAGAAAUGCCAUUGGUACUAUCAAAGAAAGAAUUUCUUUGUUUAUGGGGGAGCAGACAAAGGAAAGUCCUAGUUGGGAACCUUCAAAAACUUUUUUAGAUAUUGUUGAAGCAUUAGCAAUUUUACAUAAAGAAGGAGAUUGUGAAACUAGGCAGAAAGCCUGGCAACUUUACUGCACACUUACUUCUCCAACAUUUAUUGUUACAUUAAAAGUCAUAGCAAAAUAUUCAGCCAAACUAGAACCUGUUACCAAUAUCCUUACAUCAGUAAACAUUAACUUGUUAGAAGUUUCAGAACACAUUCAAGGAAUUGUAAAAAUGUUAUUAGAUGACAGAGAAAAUGUGAAAGCCGAAUUUGUAAUGAUAAUGAAAAGUGAUGAAAGCAACUAUAGUGCACUUGGAAUAGAUGUCACUGUCCAGUACUUGCAAGAACGGUUUUCAGAAGAUAACAAGGCAUGUUUUGAGAUUUUCUGCUUGCACCCAAAGGUAAUGAAAUUCCAAAGUGACCUAGAUAUGAAAAGGAUAAUUGAAAAUAUCAUCAGAUUUUAUGGCGAACUUUUAGAUAACUUCACUGAAGAAGUAUGGACAUGGAUUAGUAUGUGGAAAUGCGAUAAAGUAACUGAAGGAGAUAUUGCUGAAUUAAGCCUGACUGAUCUACUGGACAAAGCCAAAUCCUUGCCUGUCGUAGCUUCAGCCAUGAAGAUAGCCCUUAGCUUACUGGCAACCACCUGCUCUGCGGAAAGAUCAUUCACCACUCUCAGGAGUGUAAAAACGUGGCUAAGAACUACCGUAGAAGAUAAUCGACUCAGUUGUUUGUGUAUAGUGUCAGUUCAUCGUGAUAAGAUAAAAUCAGAGGGGGAGUCCUUUAUCGAAAAAGUGGUAGAUAGUUACGGGAAGGGCCCAAGACAAAUUCAGUUUCUGUUUAAGUAA
This is a messenger RNA of Schistocerca gregaria, 1260 nucleotides long. RefSeq names its product 52 kDa repressor of the inhibitor of the protein kinase-like. The record is from RefSeq and is a predicted model, not a curated record. NCBI's taxonomy places the organism in Eukaryota, Metazoa, Arthropoda, Insecta, Orthoptera, Acrididae. Gene Ontology annotation, molecular function: protein dimerization activity. The transcript is spliced from 4 exons. Bases 1 to 1260 code for a protein of 419 amino acids.